Molecule: messenger RNA, 5357 nt
Organism: Oncorhynchus kisutch (coho salmon)
Lineage: Eukaryota; Metazoa; Chordata; Actinopteri; Salmoniformes; Salmonidae
Product: macoilin-1
Exons: 11
Coding region: 495-2492 (665 amino acids)
Biological process (GO): neuronal signal transduction
Cellular component (GO): rough endoplasmic reticulum membrane
Source: RefSeq, a predicted model, not a curated record
GCGGCUGAGCUAUAGCAGAUAAGACACUCAGCUGUCGUGUAUAGUGUCAGAUGACCCCCUACUGUCGCGUUUACUAUUCGUCUUCGAAUGUCUAAUAUAUUUUGUUUCUGAACUUAAGGCCUAAGUUAGCUAACGUAGUGUUACUUAAGUAGUAGUAACAACAGCGGCUGCUAGUUAACUCGGUAGCUAUUCUGACCGUUCAAUGGAUUUGUUCCUAAAUGUAAACAGUACUGACUGCGUUCACAUUGACGACAAUUCAAAAGCCAUUGGAAAAUGUGCUGAAAUUGCAUACAUAUUUAUACGAUUGCACGGUUAAUUAGUGUCUACUUAGAACGAGCUGGUCAUCUACCCCAAACAUGACAACAUUUAUAUUGUACUCCUAGCGAUCCAAAGCUUGACGGUUCUUCUUGUACUUUUGACAUUUCAGUGCUUUGUCAGCAGCAAAGCCUCCAUUGAUAACACCGCGUGAGAAAAGCAGCUGUUGAAAAGCCAAUAUGCCCCGACAUGAGCACAGUACCUUCCUGUACCUGAAGUUUCUGGUGGUGUGGGUGCUGGUGCUGCUGGCAGACUUUGUGUUGGAGUUCAGGUUUGAGUACCUGUGGCCCUUCUGGCUAUUCAUACGCAGUGUCUACGACUCCUUCAGAUACCAGGGGCUGGCGUUCUCAGUGUUCUUUGUGUGUGUGGCGUUUACGUCUGACAUCAUCUGCCUCCUCUUUAUCCCUGUCCAAUGGCUGUUCUUCGCUGCCAGCACCUACGUCUGGGUCCAGUAUGUCUGGCACACAGAGAGAGGAGUGUGUCUACCCACCGUAUCGCUAUGGAUACUGUUUGUUUACAUGGAAGCUGCCAUCCGCUUCAAGGACCUGAAGAACUUCCAUGUGGACCUGUGUCGCCCCUUCGCAGCUCACUGUAUUGGCUACCCGGUGGUGACUCUGGGCUUUGGCUUUAAGAGCUACGUCAGCUACAAGAUGAGACUGAGGAAACAGAAAGAGGUGCAGAAGGAGAAUGAGUUCUACAUGCAACUCCUACAGCAGGCUCUGCCCCCAGAGCAACAGAUGCUACAGAGACAGGAGAGAGAGGCAGAGGAGGCGGCCAUGGCUAAAGCUGUGUCAUCAGAUGUGGACCCUACCCCGCCGGUUUCCCAAAAUGGGUCAACUCCCGGCAAGAAGACGCCCGUUAACGCUUCCGUUCCCUUACCGGAACUGGAGUACCGGGAGAAAGGGAGAGACGGGAACAGCAAGGAACGGGAGGGCAAACAACAACAACAACACACAAUAGGAAUCAACAACAACAGUAUCCUCCACACACUGGACUCCACAUUACAGGAGACGGAGUAUAUGGAGAACAUGGGGGGGAAGAGACUGAAUAACGACCUCGGAGGAGAGCUCACACACACAGGCAACACACACACUCCCAAAGAGGAGGUGGGGGGAACAGGGGUAGGGGGAGGGAAGAACUGCAAAAAUGCCAGCGGAGGAGGUGUGGCCACAAACUCCUCCCCUCGGAAUCACAGCGCCACCAAUGGGAAUGUGCCGUCGUCUGGCUUGUCCAAUAAGAACGAGAAAAAGACGAAGUCUGCCGGGAAGGGAGGAGCCAAUCAGAAGGAUCCCGUGGAGAACUGUAUUCCCAAUAAUCAACUGGGCAAGCCUGACGCUCUCGUGCGGUUGGAGCAGGAUGUGAAACGACUGAAGGCGGACCUGCAGGCGAGCCGUCAGUUGGAGUCAGAUUUACGUUCUCACCUCUCCUCCCUGACCAGCCAGGACAGGAGUCUGCGCUCAGAGCUGGGCCAGCUGCGACAAGACAACGAGAUGCUGCAGAACAAUGCUGACCAGGCCAAGCAAAAGGACAAGCAGACCAUCUCCCAGCUAGAGAAGAGGCUGAAGGCAGAGCAGGAGGCGCGGGCGCUGGCGGAGAAACAGCUGGCUGACGAGAGGAAGAGGAAGAAGGUGGAGGAUGCCACCGCAGCCCGGGCUGUAGCACUAGCCGUAGCCUCCAGGGGUGAGUGUACUGACUCCCUGCGUGGGCGGAUCAGAGAGUUGGAGACGGAGUGUAAGAAACUCAACAUCGACGUGAAACUCGAAGAAGAGCACAUUAGAGAGCUGGAGGGGAAAUGCCAGGAGCUGCGUAAGUACAAGGAGAAUGAGAAGGACAUGGAGGUGUUGAUGUCUGCGCUGUCGGCCAUGCAGGAUAAAACCCAGCACCUAGAGAACAGUCUGUCUGCUGAGACCAGGAUCAAACUAGACCUCUUCUCUGCCCUGGGAGACGCCAAGAGACAGCUGGAGAUCGCACAAGGUCAGAUCCACCAGAGAGACCAGGAGAUAGCAGAGUUGAAGCAGAAGAUAGCUGAAGUGAUGGCGGUGAUGCCCAGUAUCUCCUACAGCAACGACAGCAGCAGCCUCAGUCCCGUUACGCCACACUACUCCUCCAAGUUCAUGGACAAUAGUCCCUCUUCUCUUGAUCCCAAUGCAUCUGUCUACCAGCCACUCAAAAAGUGACAGUAGCACACACACACAUUAAUACACACUAACACACUUACUCACAAGGCAGCAUACAUAGUCCCAUUACACACAUACAACAGACAAAUACUUUUGGUCAUGUUUUUAAGUUGUGUGUUUUUGGGAAGCGAUAGGAAAUGUUUCUCGGAGGUGUCUAGUACUAGCCUCUCAAAAAUGGGACACACCAGACCCAAUUGGUCGUGGGUUUGUUCCCAUGGUGACGCUUUUUUUUGGGGGGUCUGUUUUUGGAACAGAUGGAGAGGUUGUGUAAAACGACAGUUGACGUUUUAGGGAUUGAGAUGAUGACGUUUUAGGGAUUGAGAUGUUGACGUUUUAGGGAUUGAGCCAUUCUGUUUUUUACUGGUAAGAGAGACGUAAAGGGACAUCAGGUUGACAAGGACGCUGUCCAAAAAUAACACCCUAUUCCCUAUUUUGACCUGGGCCCAGUGGGAGAUGGAGGCAGAUGAGGACUGGCUGGUUCGUUGAUAUGAAUGUUUAGAAUGACUCAUUGUAUUGCUCGGUCACUCUUUCUUUCAGUCAGGGAUUCAUGAUCGCUCUCUCUUCUCUCUCCAUUCUAGUUCAGUUUUUUUUUUACUUUGAGUCUAUUGCCAAACUUCUCUUGGUUUUAAAUGAGACAACUGAAACAUUUUGAAUUGUUAAAAUGGCACCUUCUGUGAGUUUGAUUAUGACUGUAAAAUACUUUGUUUGUGUUUUGGUUUUAUCGCCCUAAAGUGUGGUUUUGUUUUGUUAAAGUGACACAUUUCAGUUUUAGUUAUGAUGACAAUGGUAAUAUCAUCAUAACUAAAUGUACAGAUCGCCAAUUUGUACAUGAUUCCAUUUUGAAAAUGUAUAACUGACUCCAAACAGCGUCCGGGAUUAUCAAUUAACUCAAAACACUCCUGAUUUGUAGCGUUAACUCAAACACUCCGGUCAAGAAAUCCAUAAAUCUCUCAAAAUAGGAUUGUCAAUAAAUAUGACCUGGUACUGUCUAGAGGUUAAGCAAUGUCAUCUGUUUGCUGUUUAAAUGUACUUAAACCUGUCUCUCCUUUUGGACCAAAUUGCAAUCUGUUGUUAGGCCAUAUAACUAAAAACAUACUGGAUUUAAUGAUGUCUAAGGUAACUGAUAUUUUUACCUGUUGUCAAUUUCACUGUGCCUUGCAAUUCCUUUUAUUUGUAUUAUAUAUUUAUUAUUAUAUAUUUAUUUUAAGUAGUUAGUAUAAUGAGUUACUUAGUCGAUCUUGAUAUAGGACCCUCCCUCCAGGCUGUGUCUCAAUAACGUGAGCUUUCUGGCAAGUGGAAGCAACAUAUGGUGAAAGCUUAUCCAGGCCUCUCACCUAAUCAUGAAGGAAGGAAGCCAGUGUAGUGGAUUGAGAUGUCUCCUUAUUUCUCACCAUCUCCCAUGCAGCCCCAGUCUCCCUUUUCUAUUAGGCCCCCGUUUGCUGACGCAACACUGACCCAAGUAAACUAUGGGAUUUGGUUCGUUUUGUAUAGGGAGUUAGGAACGACCCCGUCCGCCAAACAGCUAUUUAAAUAUGUCUGGAGCCUAAAGUUUUACCUGGCCAAGCCAUGGGGUGAGUAGAACAAACACCAGGCCUUUAUGUCCAAUACUACGGUAGCCCAGAGUGGACAUCUAUCUGUUUACAACCAGGGUUUUGGGGUCAAUUCCAUUUCAAUUCUAGGCAAUUCAGGAAGUACACUGACAUUCCAAUUUACAUUUUUUAGUAAGGGAAAAUGUGGAAUUGGAAUUUGGUUAACUCUCUGAAUUGAAAUGGAAUUGACCCCCGAAACCCUGUUUACAACCAUGUACAUUAUUACAUAGCGAUAAAUGUUCUAGUAUUUCAGUUCAAAGUGCCACGUUUUUGGUGUUUUCUUAAAUACAGCUCCCUCUCCAUUUCGUUAGAUUGAUGUAUCUCUAAGCUUGCUUUCGGUUUGGAUCAAAAGCAUCAGAACAUGGCUACACAUUGUUGUGCUCAUGUAGUUGACAUGUAGUUGGUUUUUUUUCGACAUUCAUUGAAAGCAAGUCGAGUAAUUGGUUAGAUUUGACUCACUCGCUGCACUAUUAUUGCGCUUAUUUAUGUGGUGCAGCCAUUUAUUGUUUUCUCUAACUAAGUAUUAUGUCUGGAUUUUCUCUCAAUCUCUUUCUAGAAAGAGUCCAGGUCUGUUUCUGCGCAUGCCAACUCCUUAUGGAAUUGUCACCCCCCCCCCCCAAAAAAAAUGUCUUGACAACUCCACUGAGUUGGCAAACAAGCGCGAACAGGUCUGGGACCAGGCGAAUCUCUUUCCGCCCGGGAUGAACGUGUGACGUGUAUGUAUUUGGGAAGUUACACCCUGUCCACUGGGCAUUCGCGGGUUGAAUCAACUUUGUUUCCACAUUUCAAUGGAAUUACAUUGAACCAACUGGAAUAGACAUUGAAUUAACUUUGCCCAGUGGGUGACCAGUUUGCCGUGUUUUUCUGCUGUAGGGUGAAGUUGCAACCGUCACAAGACGGCGAUCUUGGGUCAAUUUUACAUUAUCCCCACUAUUGUUAAAAUUAGGAUUAGGGGAGAGGAAGCUGAUCCUGGAUCCUAGAGGAAACGUCGUCCCGGAGCCGUGUUUUCUCAUGUUUCCUACCUGGAAAGUAUUGGUGUGGAUCAUAAUAGCGGAUUUGUGACCUGUUUUUUUUUUUUUAAAUAUGUUCUACAUGUUUUAAUGGGAAAGAAAAUAAGUGUUUCGUUUCUCCUGUUUUCGUUGUUCCACCAUGUUGUUUUCUCUCAACGUGAUGAUGGUGUCGGCCGCGGCCAAACUCCACUCACUUUGGGGCCCUCACCUGGAAUUAAAGAACUAUCUUGCAGGCGAUGAUGAGGAUGCAAGCUGUUUGAGAACAA